AUGAAGUACUAUUCUUUCGUCAGCUCUAUCGCUGCCGCUAUCUUCGUGGCUACGUGCGCUGCCUCAAUGCUGACAUCCACGACUGCUACAGCGACAACCGUUCCUGAUAAGGCUACCCAAGCACCAGUAUCGAUCGGUAGCAUUCACACUUUCAGCAGCCGCUGUAACCGACCGCGGGUCAAUGAGGGUCAGCACGAGCAACACGGCAAUAUUUGGUUUGAUGCGUUCUGUCACGGCGAUGAUGGUCGACUCUGGCACGCUGUGAUUAAUCUGAAUCACUGCUUGGCCAACAGAGACGCCGUCCUCAAGGCCGAACCGGGUGGUGACUUCGCUCAGUCUUGCUGGGACGCCAAACUAUCCUCAAGCACGUUCAUGGAUGUGUUGUGCUCGACCACUGGGGAUGGACACCCUCCCAAAGCUGCGAGCAUCAACUUGGAUGACAUCACCGAGGUCACCUCAGAUGGCUUGCUCAAAUGCAACAAUCACCAAGGCUGUGCAUGGAACCAGUUGGGAUGUAUCGACAAACCGAACGGGGUUCCAGGUUAA
Neoarthrinium moseri is the source of this 546-nucleotide messenger RNA. RefSeq lists its product as uncharacterized. The transcript is spliced from 3 exons. Bases 1 to 546 code for a protein of 181 amino acids. The record is from RefSeq and is a predicted model, not a curated record. NCBI's taxonomy places the organism in Eukaryota, Fungi, Ascomycota, Sordariomycetes, Amphisphaeriales, Apiosporaceae.